Molecule: messenger RNA, 2491 nt
Organism: Anolis carolinensis (green anole)
Lineage: Eukaryota; Metazoa; Chordata; Lepidosauria; Squamata; Anolidae
Product: testicular acid phosphatase homolog
Exons: 13
Coding region: 586-1779 (397 amino acids)
Biological process (GO): regulation of neuronal synaptic plasticity; peptidyl-tyrosine dephosphorylation involved in inactivation of protein kinase activity; negative regulation of ERBB4 signaling pathway
Cellular component (GO): lysosome; postsynaptic membrane
Molecular function (GO): receptor tyrosine kinase binding; acid phosphatase activity; protein tyrosine phosphatase activity
Source: RefSeq, a predicted model, not a curated record
CCUGCCAGUUGCAGGCACAUUCUUGUGUGCAAACAUUUGCACCAUUAGCCCUUUGAACUCCAGGCAUACAAACAGUAGGGCACCUGGGAUCAACUUCUUAAUAAUAUAUUGAAACAUGACAUCAGUUAGAGGUGAGAGAUACCAGGACUCUCGAGGAGGCCUAUAUAUUUAGACUAUCCCUUAUCCAGAAAUCCAAAGGGCUUCAGAAUUGUCUACAUAGGAGGUUGAGACAGGUUGAGACUUUGUUUUCUGAUAGUUCAAAUUGAAUUGGAUAAAAUGGAUAACUAGAACCACGGAUAAGAGGAUCCAUGCCCGGCGAGUUCAAGCUAAACUGAAUGGACCAGGACAGAGAAACACCAGGUGGAAAACAAGCCACAGAGGUUUAUUCAAUUUGACCAAAAGGGAUACUCUCAGCCUCAAGUGAAUCAUUGACCAGACCAAUAAUCCUGAGUUUAUCUGGGCUGGCAUGGGAAAAUUAUCCAUCUCUGCAUACAUGAACAACAGAUUUUUGAUGAUUGUCUGUCUGGGAAACAGCCAGAGGUCCCCCAAAGAGACACAUCAAGGUAAUAGAACCAAGUCAACACCAUGAGACUCUCUGAAACUCUUGCAGCUUUGGUGGUCUUCCUGCAAAAUAUUUUGCAUUUUACUACAGGUCAAGAAAGGACGCUGCGCUUCGUGACACUGGUGUAUCGCCAUGGUGAUCGAUCCCCCCUUGGCACCUACCCAACGGAUCCCCACAAAGCAGCCGCUUGGCCAGAGGGAUUCCAGCAGCUCACCAAGGUAGGUAUUUUGCAACAAAAGGCUCUUGGAAAGUUUCUGAGGCAAAAAUACGAUGGAUUUUUGAGUUCUGCCUACAAACCACAAGAGAUAUAUGUUCGCAGCACAGAUUAUGACCGCACCCUCAUGAGUGCUCAAGCCAACCUGAUGGGACUCUAUUCAAACUUGGAUCCAGAGAUUGGCUGGAGUCCUGUUCCUAUCCAUACAGUGCCUAUUAAAUAUGAUAAGCUGCUGAAAUCACCAACUCGGACUUGCCAACGCUACCAACAUUUGAUGGAAGAGACAAUUAAUUUGCCAAGUUAUCAGGCUAAAAUGGAAGGCUGGAAGGGCUUCAUAAGAGAGAUGGCUAAUUACACAGGACUUAAAAUGGAGCAGCUCACUCUGCGGGGUCUUUGGAGAGUACACGACUCCCUUUUCUGUCAGAAAGUUCACAACCUGACUUUGCCUGGCUGGGCCACAUCCCGGGUUCUGAGGACGCUUGCUGAGAUAGAAGCAUUUAAUGUUGAAGCCCAUGUAGGAAUGCACGCCAGCCAGGAGAAGGUUCGAUUCACUGGAGGAUUGUUACUGGAUGCCAUCCUGAGCAAUUUCUCCAAAAUUGUGUGCCGAGAUCUGCCUCUCAAAAUGAUUAUGUAUUCUGCUCAUGACAGCACCUUGAUUGCUUUGCAUGGAGCCUUGGGCAUUUAUAAUGGUCACCCACCACCCUAUGCUGCCUGCCAUGGAUUCGAGUUCUACCAGGAAACCAAUAACUCAUUCAGUAUUGGCAUGUUCUAUCGCAAUACGAGCGACCAGCCACCUUAUGUAGUAACCCUGCCUGGCUGCUCCACACCUUGUCCACUUCCACGCUUCAUUCAACUCACCCAUACAGUCAUCCCACAUGAUUGGGAAACCGAAUGCCAAAACCCUCAGAAAAGCACAGGACGCACGGUAACAGCCCUGGCUGUGGCAGUAGCUUUGCUGAGCAUCAUGCUAAUUGGAGUGGGGAUUCUGUACUGCAGAAGUUAAUGGGAAGAGGAGCUCAUGACAAUUAGAAUUCCCCUCAUCCAAAGACAAACAUCACUAUAUCGUUGUGCGUCUCUGAAGUCAAUUGGAACCAAAGCAUAUUUAUGUAGGCCCUUAUGCAUGGAGAUUUAUAGGAGACCCCUAUCUGGAUAGGAUUAUCAAUACUAGCGGGUGUGAAAAUCAGGGCAUGGAAACGCCUCUCAGUGAAGGGACUACUGGUAAUGUAACUACUGAGAUCUGCCAAGGCUAGCUAUGGUUCAGACUGAAAGCACUGAAUCACAUUUCCCCCUGACUCUGGUGCAGGAAAGCUAUUCUUAUUUAAGGAUUAUUUUCUUUCCAUUUUUGUAGAAGAUUUCUAAGCCCUUUCCUGUAAAUAUGGCUUCAUUUGGGGAAGGAUACCACAACAAAUAGAAUUUUUAAAAAAUUAGUAUUGAUACUUUUUAAGCAUAUUAACAAAGUGCCUUAGUAUCUUGCGUCUUCAUUGCUACUGUAUAUGGCUUUCUUUCCAAUUUGUGGUAACCCUAUUAUAAGUUUUUUGAGAUAAAAAUAUGUUUUGCCCACUGUUACACCCAUGGGGUUCCAACUGUUCUUCAGAGCUGUAAUUUGUACUAUAGAUACAUGUGGAAUUCUGUUCUCUAAGAUAUCUCUUUUCUGAUUCUAAAACUUUGUGGCUAUUGUAUCUUGCAUUGCUACUCCUACAGGCUAGCAACUCUGG